Molecule: messenger RNA, 327 nt
Organism: Drosophila takahashii
Lineage: Eukaryota; Metazoa; Arthropoda; Insecta; Diptera; Drosophilidae
Source: RefSeq, a predicted model, not a curated record
AUGUCGAAUCAAAUUUCGUCACAGCCACAAAACCCACCCAACCGCAAACAGGAUAUGGAAAACUGCGAUGGCGAAAAUCGGGGAAAACUACUUGGCUGAGCGGGUGAUAAAAACACGGAUAUAAACCGAUGUUGACAUGUGCCAGGCACAAGGACCACGGGUGGUAGUGGGUUGGAGAAAUCGAUGAACAAUUCCGGAUUUCGCAAACCCACUUGUUGCCAAUACAAUCGAUUCAGCUUGUCGCAAAUCAUUCGAGCUGUCUCAAGGGUUAAAGCGAGUAAGGCGAAUUGGAAACCAGAGGAAGGAAUUGGUUUUUUAUCAGGGUAG